Apaloderma vittatum (bar-tailed trogon) is the source of this 486-nucleotide messenger RNA. RefSeq names its product histone H5. The transcript has a single exon. The record is from RefSeq and is a predicted model, not a curated record. The annotation marks the transcript as partial. Gene Ontology annotation, cellular component: nucleosome; nucleus. Gene Ontology annotation, molecular function: double-stranded DNA binding; structural constituent of chromatin; nucleosomal DNA binding. NCBI's taxonomy places the organism in Eukaryota, Metazoa, Chordata, Aves, Trogoniformes, Trogonidae. Gene Ontology annotation, biological process: negative regulation of DNA recombination; chromosome condensation; nucleosome assembly.
AUGACAGACAGCCCGAUCCCGGCCCCGCCACCGGCCGCCAAGCCCAAGCGGGUCAGGGUGGCGCGACGGCCGGCGGCCCACCCCACCUACUCCGAUAUGAUCGCAGCGGCCAUCCGGGCCGAGAAGAGCCGCCGCGGCUCCUCGCGUCAGGCCAUCCGCCACUACAAGGUGGGCCGGAACGCUGACACCCAGAUCAGGCUCGCCAUUCGUCGCCUGCUUGCCACCGGCAUCCUGAAACAGACUAAAGGAGUCGGCGCGUCCGGCUCCUUCCGCUUGGCCAAGGCCAUCAAGGCAAAGAAAUCCCCAGCCAGAAAGAGGAAGAAGACGGCCAGGAGAUCCACAUCACCUAAAAGACAGAAAAGGGCCAAGAAGGCCAAGAAGCUCAGGAGAGCAAGUAAGAAGUCGAGGGCCAGCCCGAAGAAAGGGAAAAAGCCAAAGACUGUUAGGGCCAAGUCGCUGAAGACGCCCAAGAAGGCAAAGCGUUCA